GUUCUGUGCAUCAUGGGAUUUGUAGUGAGGUUUCUGGGCAAAACUUCCAUGGAAACUUUUCUUGAGUUGAGAACUUACACUAUUUACCCUGAGGCUCUGCACCUAACAAUAGGGUCAUAGCAGCACAUGAUAGAGAGGUGGGGAUAGGUAGAGUGAGGUCUUCUGGCCAUGGCUAGUGGGGGCUGCUCGUCUGAUCUGGUGCUGACCUUCUCAGUGGACUCCCUGCAGGUGGACCCUGGGCUGCUGGCAACUGCUGUGGUGCUGGGCAUUCUGCUGGGGGUGGUCGUUGCAGGACUCCUCUGUUGGUAUGUGUUCCUGCCUCUACUCUCUAGGAAGGUAAAGGAAAAAGUUGUGACUUUGGAGAAGAACAAGCCUGAUGUUAACCAAGUCAACCAGGAUGCAGCUUCCAAACCACAAAAGAAGACGAAAGCAAAAAACUCCAAACUGUUGCCCUUGGAAGAGGAAGGUGACCAGCUGUCAAAUAACGGAGUCGCAGCCUUUGCAUUAAAGGCCAAAGUUGUUUAUCCAAUAAAUCAAAAGUUUAGGCCUCUUGCUGAUGGAGCAUCCAACCCUUCCCUUCAUGAGAACUAUAAGCGGACACGGUUACCCAACCAGAUCUUUGAAGAUUUUGCAGAGAGCAGUAUGGAAUCCAUGAGUCAGGGAGAAAAGGAAGAUGGCAGCUCUUCUACGACAAUACAUUCGAAUACCAGUCUGGAUAGAUUCUACGAGAGAAUGUUUCCUCGAGUCAACAGUUUCCCAGAAGUCCUACAAUGUAAUGGCUGUGAUGUGAAGCUGUGUCUGUAUAGUCUGUGUUUGCAAAACUUACCUCUCCUGGAUACGGAACUUAGACAAGAGCAGUACACGAUGUUUGUACAGAUUCUCCGUAUAAACCUGACCGACUUACUGCAGGAGAAGAAGAUUGAUAGAGAGCUUUACACGCACAUUAUUUCGUCGCAGGAGGCAGAGCUGGAGGAGCUGGAGCAGACCUACCGGACGAGGUUAAUGUCAAAAAAGACAUCUCAUGGGAAGGGUACAGAAUCACAAACCAUGGAAGACAUUGAGAGGAGGGAGAGAGAAUAUUCUGAUCACCUAAUACGAAAUUUAGAAGGAUUCUGGAAGCAGAUUGAGAGCGUCCAUCAGUUACUUCAUGACAAAGCGAAAUGUUCCUACGAUGAAGCUGAAAGGAUAAUGAUGAACGUCAUGUUGAAAAUGAUCGCUGUGGAAAACAUCCUGUGUGAUUCCCAAGAGGAGCUGGUGAUGGAAAUCCAAGAAAAAAUGAUCCGCUGGGAACACAUGACAAAAGUAGUGGAAUCCCUAAAGUAUCAGAUACAGGAGGAAAGUGAAUGCAGACUUAAUGCAGUUUCCAAAACACUGGAGCAGCUGACAAUAAAGAAGAAACUGACGGUGAAACAGAAGGAGCGGCACCUUACUGAGCUCUUCAAAGAUUUUUGGGAAGAGGUGUCUCGGUAUAAUAAAGACUGCUAUCAGCAAAUGAAAGCUUUAAUAGCUGAACACAUGAGACAUCGCAAUAAACUCAUCGAGAUCCUACAGAAAAAGCAAAAAGAAGAACGCUUAAGCUUUCUAACCAGGGCAGAGGGAACUGUAGAUGCCGACCACUUUAUAACGGAAUACCAUAAACUGCUAGAAGAUCAGAGAGAACUUCAGGGUGCGCUGGAGGAUGAAGAGGACUGUAAAGCCAUUGAUACUGUUGCUGAACUCUGCCAGGAGCUAUACACAGGAGCCUCACAGAGGUUUGAAAAGAUGGUGAAAAAGCUGUGUCUUCAGACACUUCCCGAAAAUACUAGCUUGACUUUAGGAGAAUGUGAAAGUAUGAAGCAUGAACUGAGAGAUAAUCUAUCUACUGAACUUGAAAAGGCAGAAAACGAGAGGAAGACAAAAAUCAAGCUCUUCCAGGAGAUGCUGUUGCAAGAGAAGCAGUUGUGGGCAAAAGAGCAAGUCCGAUCGUCUGCACUGGACAGAUACGUGUGUGAGACGCAGCAACAAGUUGUUCAAGGGGUCCUUAUCCGACUAAGUGGUCUCAGCGAGGAUUCCAAUAAAUUUGCUCUUCAAAGGCACAAGUUCUUGCUGAAAUCCGUCCUGCGCACACUCGCUCUGCGGAACAUCGCCAUGGCAACCCUGACCCAAAUGAGAAUGUCAAGGAAGAUUGUCAUUGUCCAGGAGUUGAAAGAGCAGCAUGCCCUGGAGAAAUGCAAAUGGCAUUUACAGGAUGAGGAGCAGUGGCAGACACAGAAAGAGAUGGAAGCUCACAUCUUAGAAGAAGCAAACAAACUGGAAGAAGAGACCUGGCAGGCGCGCAGUGAUUUUCAGCAGCAGCUGCUUCUAGAUUUGACAGAUGCAAAUAAUGGCAUCCAGCAGCACAUGGAGCGAACAAUUGGACAAAUGCUCAUACACCGCGCACAGCAGGAAGCAGCAAAGACCAUGAUGGAAGAUAAUGGAGAGUUUAAGGAACGGCUCGUGGAAGCUGCGGUGGAGAGUGUUUACAUCACCAGCAACAGCGUCAACAAGUUAGUCCAAGGCUACAAUCAAAAUAUAGAGCAAAUCCUAAAGGAUCAUGAAAAGGAGAAAAGUAAACAGCUGAAGGCUAUAAAGGAAAAUGCAUCAAAACUAAGAAGUAACCACAAACUUUCCAAAAUCAAGCCCAAGAAACUUCCAGAACCAUCAUCGAGUUACGAUCUACAUCAGAGACUGAUUUCCGAACAAAAACAGAUGCUGGAAAAGUUUAGACUAUUUCAACAGAUUCGUCUGGACUCCCUGAGACAGAAGAAAUCUGUUCUACAUCUCCUAGAAGGACAGCUGGAGAACAAGAUGAAGGAUGCAGAACAGGAGUUCAUUGCUGAGCUGGCUUCGAUGGCUAGGAUCCGUCUUACUGACAACAAUUCUUCAGUGAACAGGAACGUACAUUCCGAGCCUUUGGGAAAGAUCCCCUCCAUGAAGAAGUUGAAAUGACGAAGUAGAAGUGUUAGCAGAAGUUACUGAAGCGUGCUGUACAACCUUACACAUGGAUAUGAAACUGUUUAGGUGAACCCCAUCGUCUCUAUGAGAUCAAUACUUUGCACUUUGGUGCCCAGCUUCACAAUUAAGGUUGGACUCCCCAGAGAACAGAGAAAAUUGUGGCUAAUUGGAGCCUGCUGUGAAGUAGAGAAAAGUGAAAGGAAAUUGGGAAGAACUAUGAACUAUCACUUUUACUGGAUGAGUGCCAACAUAUUUUAUACUCCAUUCUCAGAAACCAGCAGCCCAAGAUUACCGGGCAUGGCUAGACUGUUUUUAAGGUGCUAUAAAAGAAUUGCACUUGAAGAUCAUAGCAAAAGGUUAUUAGACUCAUUGCUAAGGAACUGUUAAGAUCUGUGCAACUUUAGGUGUCUUGCAAAUAUAUCGGAGCUAAAUUUUUACUUUCGUUGAGUUAAUGGAGGUAUAUCAUAGUGAAAAACCUAUCCCCUAUCUGCAGGAUAGGGGAUACGUUAUCCCCAGGAAUGCAGGUGUCACAACCCCCGCCAGAAGCAGGGGCCGCCACGCCCCCUCCAUAUAUCUCUAUGGGAGAGCCGUUUGACUAUCUUUGUUUCUCCCAUAGAGAUAUAUGGAGGGGGUGUGGCGGAUCCCACUUUGAAGGGGGAGGGGAGAGCCGGAUCCCUGUACUUAUCCCCUGUGAAUAGGGGAUAUGUUUUUCACUAUGAGACUUCUCCUUUAAAGGGGAUAUUCACUUAAAUGGUCUCUUUUUUUUCCUAGAAGGAUCCCCUGGUGAUAGGCAGCUCACAGGUUGUCCUGCUGCUGGGAUCCUCAGCCAUCGGCUGUAACUUGCAGGGUAAAACUGGCAGCAAUUGUUCAGGUUCUCUUCAUUCACAACCCCCAUUAAAUAAAGGCAAUUUUCCUAAUUCCUAGGUUGUUUUUUUACUCUAAGUUAGGGAUUGGGUUUCAUGUUUUAAAUUAGGAUUCCCUAAAUAAAUGGAUUUAAUUUUUUUUUUUUUUUUAACCAAGCAGUCUUUCAAAUGCACUUAUGUAAUGAAAUGUAACCAUAAAAAAUGCGGCAGUCACAAAAAGGUCAUUAUUCUUGCCCAUAUGCCUUUUAAAUAUCGGAAAUAGCUGAGCUCCUGCUAUAGUGGCUUAGAUCAGAGAGACUCCUCCAAUCCUGGCUGUUUAACCACUUGGAUGCAGCGGUUAAUAGCAACCUAUGGCAUCUAAGUGGAUUUAGAUGGAGGCGGCUCCAUCUGUUACCCUAUCUGCAGCCCCACAAUAUGAACACAGGAUUCUGAUUGGUUUCCAUGGCAACAGGGGCCAAAUAAGGAGCCCCAGUUAUGGCAAGUUGUAACUCCAAAUAGCCCUUUGUAUCCCCACAUCUUUGAUAACCUAAACCAUAAAAUAUUAAUUCAUACUGUAUGUUUCGAAAUUGUUUUUAUUAAAAAUAUAAAAAAGUUAUACCAUUUUAUUAAGCAAGUGCUGUAGUAUUGCAAAACCACAGAUACAUAAAAUGAGAUGUGCUAGGUAAAAAGCUUGGAUCUGCUGUAUUGGCGAACAUAUAUGUAUAGGGUUUGCUCUUGAUUUAUGUGGGCAUAAUAAUUGCUUAGUUUAUAUUUACACAUUUGUCUGGAAUUUAAUUUUGUUAAUAUUUUGCUUAAACAGAUUAUUUAGCACUUAAAAAACAAUGCCAAAAUAUAUGUGUUUAGGGGUCAGAGUUCAGUUUUUCCAGUAUAGAGCUCCAAACCUUCUGCAGUUAUAUAGAUAUACAAUAUAAUUCUGACUACCUGCAGUCAUUACAAGGGAAGGUGAAUUUAUUGUACUUUUAGCUGUGGCGACCAAUAUGACCAUAUUAACCAUCUUGCUUCAGCUUUCCUAAUGACCUGAAUGCUACAUGUCCCUAGUUAUGUACCAAUAUAUAUCCCCACUGACUGUGUGACUAUAUACAGGGUUUAUCAAUGUAUAUUUGGGGAAAUUCUCUUUAAACAUGGUACUAUUGUAAUAGAAGACUGGCGGUGUUGUAUGUGACGUGACAAAUUUUGAAAGGAAUAUUUAAUGUUUGUAUAAUUUAUUUAUUUUAUUCUUUUAAUAAAAAGUAUAUUCCUGUAGU
This is a messenger RNA of Hyla sarda, 5080 nucleotides long. RefSeq names its product EvC ciliary complex subunit 1 (gene EVC). Gene Ontology annotation, biological process: smoothened signaling pathway. Lineage: Eukaryota; Metazoa; Chordata; Amphibia; Anura; Hylidae. The record is from RefSeq and is a predicted model, not a curated record. The transcript is spliced from 20 exons. The coding region runs from base 169 to 2967 and encodes 932 amino acids.